AUGUGGGGAGGUCAAUUUUGUGAAAUUCCAUUUUGUAAUGGAACUUUAGCAACUGAUUCAAAUGUGUGUAAUUCAUUGGGAGUAUGUGUUGGUCCAAAUCAAUGUAAAUGUCUCUCAGGUUGGGGUGGUAAACUAUGUACAAUACCAUCAUGUAAUGGAAUUCUUGCAUUUGAUGAGAAUGAAGUGUGUAUCGCAAAGAGUAAUGCAUGUAGUGGAAAUGGAAAGUGUAUUGAUCUUAAUCGAUGCAAAUGUGAGAAAGGUUGGACUGGUCCAUUAUGUUCAACACCAACAUGUAAUGGAACAUCGGCUACUGACCUAACUGUAUGUAAUGGUUUUGGAGUGUGUGUUGCACCAGAUAAGUGUAAUUGUUAUAGAGAUUGGGGAGGUGAAUUUUGUACCAUUCCAACAUGUAAUGGAACUUUAGCCACAGAUCCAACAGUAUGUAACUCGAGGGGUAUUUGUAUUGAGAAUGAUGAAUGUAGGUGCAAUUCAUGGGGUGGAAAACUAUGUGCAACACCAACAUGUAAUGGAAUUGUUGCCACAGAUCCAAACGUGUGCAAUUCAAGUGGUGUUUGUGUCGAUUUUGAUAAGUGUGAAUGUUUUUCUGGUUAUGGAGAUGCAUUCUGUGGCACUUUAAGUUGUAAUAGCAUUUUAUCCACUCACAUUAAUGUAGAAGGAGCUGUGUGUAGUGGUCGUGGAUUGUGUUUGGGACCAAAUAAGUGUAUCUGUCAACCGAAUUGGGGUGGUUUCAUGUGUGGCUUUCCAAAAUGUUUCGAUAUUUCAGGAGACAAGAAAGAAGUAUGUUCUGGACAUGGUGAUUGUAUAGCAGUUGAUACAUGUAAAUGUUAUCAGGGUUAUAUGGAUUAUGAUUGUAGUAGUGUUGUUCCUGACAAGAAUUGUGGUGACUCACGUAGAGGUGCCUCUUUUUGGGAUGUUCUUGUGGAAGGUUGGGAUUUAAUUGGUGAUAUGGCAUCUGGUGCAGCAUCUAUAGGUAGUUCAAUUGGUAAUGUUAUUGAAUCCUUAGGAACAGGUUUUAUUGACCUUUUUGGAGGAGUUAUUCCAAACAUUGCAGAUAUUUUCAGCUCCAUUCCAAAAUUAAUGGAGAAAAUUCUGAACUUUUUGAUUAGCACUGCAGAGAAGUUUAUUAACUUUAUUCUCAAUUUGUGGACAACAUUUGUUGAAUUUAUAGAAUGGGCAGUGAUUUAUUUUCCAAAAAUAUUUUCUGGAAUUACGCUUCAACAAGUGGUAACAGUUUUAGUAAUCAUUGGUGUUGCACUACUUUUGAUCAUUAUUAUAGUAUUGUUAUCUUUCCUUAGUCCAUAUAUUACAAUUGCACUUCAAUUUGUCAAAGGUGUUUCGAGUGCAUUAGCAAGUAGUGAAAAAGCUCUUAAGGAGUACAACAUGUAGUUGUUUCAAACAAUCUCAAAAACAAGAUUUUUUUCUCUUGGUCAACCAAAGUUUUCUUUGUCUUGAUUAUUUCAAAAGAGAUAGAGUUUAUUACAUGAGAUAAUAAUACAGUUUGGAAUUAAAAUCAAUAAACAAAUAGCAUAUUUAUUUUUUUUUUGU
Molecule: messenger RNA, 1566 nt
Organism: Naegleria gruberi
Lineage: Eukaryota; Heterolobosea; Eutetramitea; Acrasida; Naegleriidae
Exons: 1
Coding region: 1-1407 (468 amino acids)
Source: RefSeq, a predicted model, not a curated record